GGCUACGGCGUGGAGAUUGGCGCGUCACUUGUGAUGCUGGCGGUGAUUCUGACGAUGACGCCCAAAACCAAGUUCUGGCGGUUCCCAACCUACCUCAACAUCGCUGGGCUUUGCAACAAUGUAAUCCGGGUCAUUCUCCUUGCCGUUUAUUUCGACUCCUCCUGGGUAACGUUCUACGCCAUGUACAGCAACGACUUUAGAUUCGUCACCCGCGCCGACUACGCCAACUCCAUCGCAUCGUCUGUGAUGACAAUCCCCCAAAACAUCAUGAUGAUGGGGGCGCUCAUCUUCCAGGCCUGGUCCAUGAUCAAGCUCUGGCCCCAUUCCUACAAAUGGAGCAUUCUGGUAUUUUCCGUGGUCAUGGUGCUCCUGGAAAUAGGAUUUAUGGGAGCUUCCACGGCAUACCAGAUCAUCCAGUUGGAAGUCUCCCCCACCGAGGGACUCAAGCUGAUCAUAAAGUACGCCUGGGUACGAUACUGCUUCCUCGGCUUCGAAGUUGCCUGCAUCUGUUGGUUCUGUUUCUUGUUUAUAUGCAAGCUGGCCACGCAUCUGUGGAAGAACCGCAGCUUCCUGCCUACGACAAAGGGGCUCGGGGCGAUGGACGCGUUAGUUAUGACCAACGGCGUCCUGAUGCUGAUUCCUGUCUUCUUUGCUGGAUUGCAGUACUCUGGGAAAGUCCAGUUCGAGCCCGGUUCCCUCCUCUACACAUCUGUCCUCGUCGUCAUGCCCCUCGGAACGCUGGUCGCGCAGCGCAUCGCCGACCCAGCUGCCUUCAACAGCGAGGUAUCUGGAAGUACACAAGAGGCCGAU
Molecule: messenger RNA, 810 nt
Organism: Cryphonectria parasitica EP155
Lineage: Eukaryota; Fungi; Ascomycota; Sordariomycetes; Diaporthales; Cryphonectriaceae
Exons: 2
Biological process (GO): G protein-coupled receptor signaling pathway
Cellular component (GO): membrane; G protein-coupled receptor homodimeric complex
Molecular function (GO): pheromone binding; mating-type factor pheromone receptor activity
Source: RefSeq, a predicted model, not a curated record